This is a messenger RNA of Papilio xuthus (Asian swallowtail), 4317 nucleotides long. RefSeq names its product carnitine O-palmitoyltransferase whd (gene whd). Gene Ontology annotation, biological process: carnitine metabolic process; fatty acid metabolic process. The transcript is spliced from 17 exons. Gene Ontology annotation, molecular function: carnitine O-palmitoyltransferase activity. Gene Ontology annotation, cellular component: mitochondrion. The record is from RefSeq and is a predicted model, not a curated record. Lineage: Eukaryota; Metazoa; Arthropoda; Insecta; Lepidoptera; Papilionidae. Bases 350 to 2671 code for a protein of 773 amino acids.
CGCUCCUCAUUCGUUUUAGGCGCUGUUCUUUGGCUGUGCUAACUUUUGAUGAAAUAAGUAUUAGCCUACUUUCGUAUUAUUAAUUCCUACAUUUAUUAGGUUUAAUGUUCAGUUACUAGUAUUUUUGAGGGAAAACGAUAUUUCUUUAAAAUAAGUAAUAUAGAACAGGUAGACAUCUCGCUACACAAUGAUAAAUAGUGGUAUAUAAAUAAUAACCAAAAAGGUACUGUUAUUAUAACAGUACCUAUUUCCAAACUAAAUUGUGGCAACUGUAUACUAAGCUAACGAGCUGUUCGUCUCUAUCUACCCAGAAGUUAGGCAGGUUGAGGUCGAGUGAAGCCAAUUCAAGAUGGCGGAAGCGCACUCGGCGGUCGCGUUCUCUUUCGCAAUUACCCACGACGGAUGGGACGUCAACUUUGAUCGGGAGGUGCUCUAUUUGGUGUGGGAAUCUGGCCUCAGAUCUUGGAAGAAACGAUUGGCGCGAUUCAGGAACAGCGUAAGCAAUGGCGUUUACCCGGGCCAUCUUCAAUCCCUCUACGUCUUAUGGGCGUUACUUGUGGCAACACAUUUUGGCGGCUUUAAUAUACCUUUUGGAUUAGUACAAAAAGCAUUAUCGGUUUUGCCUGGGACAUCAACAAUGUGGCAAGUCAUAGCUUGCUUAUUGGCAGCUCUUACAAUGUGGUUAUCAGUCAUAUUCCUGAUGCGGUAUCUCCUUAAAGUUUUACUCAUGUAUAAGGGCUGGAUGUAUGAAUCUCGAGCUCCCGGAGCAAGGAUAUCUUUUAAAACAAUGCUAUGGGUUAGUAUUGUUAAAGUUCUGUCUGGAUGGAACAAACCUAGGCUAUACAGCUUCCAAGGAUCCCUGCCAAGACUUCCAUUGCCAUCUGUUAAAGAUACUAUGAAAAGGUACCUGAAUAGUGUCCGUCCGUUAUUAGAUGAUGAAAAUUACCAACGAGUUGAAAGACUUGCUAAGGAAUUCGAAGAGACGAUAGCUGUUAAAUUACAAAGAUACCUCAUUUUAAAAUCAUGGUGGUCUAGCAACUACGUGUCAGAUUGGUGGGAGGAAUACGUGUACUUGCGAGGUCGCUCUCCAUUGAUGGUCAACUCAAACUUCUACGGAACUGAUGCCAUCUUACUUAGACCUACAACAAACCAGGCAGCGAGAGCCGGCGCUAUAAUACACUUCUGUCUACAAUUCAGAAGAUUGAUCGAACGACAGGAAUUGGAACCGAUAAUGCUUCAAAAUAUGGUACCAUUGUGCUCAUGGCAAUAUGAACGUCUGUUCAAUACGGUGCGCGUUCCCGGAGUAGAGACGGACAAGUUGGUUCACUAUCAGGAUUCCACCCAUGUCACCGUUUACCAUAAGGGUCGUUAUUUUAAACUGAUGGUCUACUCAAGAGGCAGGCUGCUCAAACCUGUAGAAAUACAACGUCAAAUCGAACAAAUCCUUCAUAAUAAAUCAGAGCCAAUGAUAGGGGAAGAGCGGGUUGCUGCUUUAACUGCUGGGGAAAGGUCACACUGGGCACAUAUACGACAGACAUGGUUCAAUAGAGGGCACAACCGCACCUCUCUGCAUUGCAUUGAAAGAGCUGCUUUCAAUGUAUGCCUUGAUGAUAAAGAUUAUGGAUAUGACGAGAAGAAUCCUAGCAAAUUAGAUGAAUAUUGUCGUGUACUGUUGCACGGUCAGGGACAUGAUCGUUGGUUCGACAAAUCUUUUAACCUGUGCUUCAGCAAGAAUGGCUUCGUUGGAUUCAAUGCUGAGCAUACUUGGGCGGAUGCACCUGUAAUGGGUCAUCUUUGGGAAUAUGUUAUCUGGUCAGAAUUACAGAACGGUUAUACAGCGGAGGGCAACACACAUGGUAUUAUAGAAACCGCUCCUCCGCCACCAAUAAGAUUGCAAUGGGAUUUGAACAAAGAAGAAAUAAUGAAAGGAAUCGACGUUUCUUAUAAUAUUGCCCAGAAUUUACUCAAUGAUGUUGAUUUACGUAUUCUAACAUACACCCAAUAUGGAAAAGGCUUCAUGAAAAGUUGCCGCGUGUCUCCGGACGCUUUCAUCCAGCUGUUACUGCAGCUGUCGUAUUAUAGGGACGCUGGUCGCUUCUGCCUCACCUACGAAGCUUCAAUGACACGCUUGUUCCGUGAAGGCCGGACUGAAACUGUCCGCUCCUGUACCAUCGAGAGCACCGCCUGGGUCCGCGCUAUGGAAGAUCCUAAUGCAACCGUUGAAGAACGUAUGCAGCUAUUUGUAAAGGCAAGCAAACGUCACCAACUUGGCUACCAGGAUGCGAUGGCGGGAAGGGGCAUCGACCGUCACCUAUUCUGUCUUUAUGUUGUCUCCAAAUAUCUGGAACUUGACUCGCCUUUCUUACAAGAAGUCUUCAAUGAACCGUGGCGACUAUCAACUAGUCAAACACCACACGGUCAAACAAGCAUGUUGGAUAUGAAGAAGUAUCCGAAAUGCGUAAGCGCAGGCGGCGGCUUCGGACCUGUUGCGGACGACGGUUACGGUGUUUCAUACAUUAUUGUUGGCGAAGAUACUAUAUUCUUCCAUGUAUCGAGCAAGAAGAGUUGCCCAAUAACGAGCUCAAGCAACUUUGUGAAACAAAUCGAAAGGUCUCUGAAGGAUAUAAAAGACCUCUUUACAGAGUAUAAGAAACUUAAAAACAAUGAAUAGUAUCACAAACUGUGAGUUUCCACUGUUGUAACACAUUUUUUCAACAAUAUUGCCAUCCUUUUAUUCACUUUGAAAACAACCAACAAUAUUGUUUGUAUGUAUUACAACGGUUGAAAUUACAUAGUAAUAUGGCAAACGCUUUUAUAGUAUAGUUAAAUGCAAUUUUUUUUCUGUUUUCUUUUUUUGUUGUUGUAAUUUGUAGUUUAUGAAUUUUUUUUAGCUGUAAGCUUUUUCAAUACAUCACUAAUAAUUAUGAUAUAAUCUAUCAAUUUUAUAUUUAUAGUCUGUACAUGUUCAUAUGACUAUCAUUUAUAAAAAAAAAACAAAAUAUUUUGUCAUACUUCUUGUUUUGAGAUAAGUCUUUGUACCUGUUUCUACAAUGGAAACCCAUUAAACAACACUUGAAUGUUACCACAUACAUGAAGAUUUCAAGCCUAUGGUGACAUUCUACAAAUAGAGAAAUCGUGUGUAAUAUUAAGAAAUAAUUUUUAUAUUUUCGUAUUAGCUUUUUGUAUGUUAAAAAUCGAGUAUCGAAAUCAAUGUAUAAUAUUUUUAAAAUAAAUUAUAGCUAACUAAAAUACUAACAUAGUUUAUCUAAAGUGAUUUGAGAUGUAUUUUAAUUGAUUAACUAGUUGUUUUUGUAUCAAGGUUUCCACUUAAACAGUGAUUGACUAAUUUUAUAUUUAUAUUAUAAACUGUAACAAGUACAAUGUAAAAAGUAAUCACAGAUGUUUUAUCUUUUUAUGUAUACUAUACAAUUGCAAGCAUUAUUUUAAAUGAGAAACACAUAAUUUAAUUAAAUGGAAUGCUCCUAUUGAGUUCUAUUGUACCUCAGAAAAUGUAGCCCUAUUUCAAAUAUCAGUGUUUCCUAAACUUGACCAUCGUACAAAAAAAGUAACCUAAAGUCCAUUUUUUAAAUUAGAGACACUAAAAUGACAUGUGUUGCCAGAUUUCUGCACUUAAAUGUGUCCAUACUUGCCAUUACCGUAAAAAACGUAAAUUUAAAAAAUGUCUGUUUCGUUUGUUUGUGAUAAUUAUCAUGAAAAAUUGUAAUAUUACAAUUACUAUUUUUUUUAAUAAUUAAAAACAGUUAUUUUUCAGAUCAAGAUAAUUUAUUUAGCCGUAUGGAUACAAUAUACAAAACUGCCGAAUUGUCAUAAUUAUAGUAAUAUUAACAUUAAUCUAAGCACCUUUUAAAGUUAAAAGUUACGAUUUAGCAAACCAGUAUCAACGUAUAGCACUGCAUAAAAAUGCUUACAUUAUUUUGAAAUUUAACAUUUGCAUGUGUCAAUUUAGGCCUACUAAUUAAAAAAUAGACUUUAUAUUCAUGUAACAGUAUCAGUAGUAACGUAAGUUUAGAAAAAUUUACACAAUCUUUAUAAAAAAAUUAGCAAAUUAAACAUGUAUUAAUAAAUAACAUAUCAGUAUAAUAAAGUGUGUUAAUUAAGGAAUUGUAACUGUCGAUCUAAAACAUUUUUAAUCUAUUUUUAAGUGAUGCUAUCCCUACUAUGGGAAUUAUGCCAAUUUAGGAAACACAGAUAAACUAUCAUCACAUUUGUUUUAAGUUGUUACUUACGAUUUGAAAAAUGUGUUAGUAACAUAAUUCUUUUACCGUUUACAAUGUAAAUAAAUAACUAUUAAAAAUC